Molecule: messenger RNA, 382 nt
Organism: Clarias gariepinus (North African catfish)
Lineage: Eukaryota; Metazoa; Chordata; Actinopteri; Siluriformes; Clariidae
Gene: smim18
Product: small integral membrane protein 18
Exons: 2
Coding region: 95-310 (71 amino acids)
Source: RefSeq, a predicted model, not a curated record
CCGAGACGAGGCGAGACAGAGGCAGAAAACAGUCCAGACGUGUGGGCGGACACUUCGGCUCAGAUUCGCAGUCUUUUCCUCCUGCUAGAUCACUAUGAACGUAUCUGGUUUUGGCACUGCGUCGGUGCAGCAAGUGUUCCCCUUCCAUGAUGGCUGGAACGUUGCCUGCUUUGUAAUCCUCCUCCUCUUCAUCAUCACCGUACUCUCCCUCGCUACUCUGGCCUUCCUCUACGAGCUGCUCGACUGUGCCUGCUUUGACAAGACCAAGACUGCGAGCAACCGACGCGGCACCAGCGAUGAAAUCGUAUAGGCGGAGCACGGACGGCCAUGAAGCCAAUGCUGGAACUGUUGAGUGAUAAACUCGCAACUUGGAUGGAUGACG